AUGUCAGGAAAAGUCUUCAAAAUCGUCAGCUCCCUUGAUUCGCGUCUGAAGCAAGGAGCGGCCAGCUUGACCACAGUCAACUUCGCCAAGAGUGGCAUCGUCUUCGGCUUCAACACUGCCGGUCAACCUAAUGAGAGCUACGUUCUUGGAUGUGCCGCCAGCGAGGAUGACCUCCCUGCCGGCACUACGAUGCUGGGGGCAUUCUUUCUAGGCGAAGGCCACGACGAGGCGAGCAUCAUUGAGCACUGUGCAGCUCUUGCAAAGAGCAAAAAGUCCGGCAAACUGCUGGUGCUUCAAGCGCUGAGUGAAACGCCCGAAACGGUCAAAGCCCAAACGUAUGAUAUCAAGUCAAAGAAGCUGGCAGAGUGCAGCUCAGAGAUUGUUGACUCACAGGAGGUGAUGGGCAGUCUGGUGGACGUCUCGCUGGACGCUGCUCUCCGCCUCAAGGUCUCCUACUACUCGGAAAAGUUUACCGAAACGGUUGCGGCUGCUUUUGGUGAGUUGAAGGAGAGCCUUGGCGACGCCUCAUUCCAGUUGAGUGGCUCAGAGCUGGCGCUGUCCAGUGAGUCGGCCGACGAGCUGGCCGUGGAGGACCUGUACAGUCAGAUUGAGCAGUUUGAUGAGCUGGCCGAUGUGCAAAUACCCGCCAAUAUGAAGAAGAAGAUGAUUGAGAAGAUGCAAAGGAAGCUGAAGAGCGACAAGGAGGCGCUGAAGUUUACACUAAACAAUGGCGAGACAGUACCGGAAACGGAUGACGGCCAGGCUCCGAUUGAGUUGAGCGAAGGAAGAUCCAUUGACCUGGUCAUUCCAAUUCGAGUCCAUCUCUUUGUACAGUUGGCCAACCAGACGUCGUUUCUCUUUAAGGCGUUCACCUCCUUACUCAGCAAAGUGCUGUCUCACUUUGAGAGGGCACUGCUUGCCAAUGCAACCGACUCCAGCGGCGCUCUCGCCAUUCCGCAAGUGUUUACCUUCUUCGAACCGACCACCUUCUGCCAUCCGAUCGUCGUCGUCUACGGCAACACCGCCGACCAGGAGGCGUUUAGAAGUGCUCGCGAAGCGCUUCACCUGCGAUACAUCAUUUCGCUGGAUAGGCCCACCUUCAAGACGGCCAAUCGGAUCGGCUGGGGCCGACCGACAAAGGACAGCAGCCUGGCGAACGUCCACCUGGGCCUGUCGUCCGGGCUGAAGCACGGCCAGCCGGUGACCGUCUCCGGGCGGUACCUCUACUUCCACUACAACCAACAGGGCGUGAGCGACUCCGGGUGGGGCUGUGCCUACCGCUCGCUGCAGACCAUCGUCAGCUGGUUCCAGCUGCAGGGCUACCUGGACAGCUCGGUUGACCGUGUACCGUCUCACCGGGCAAUUCAGCAGGCGCUGGUCGACGUGGGCGACAAGCCGGCCAGCUUCGUCGGCAGUAGCAAGUGGAUUGGCUCACAGGAGGUCUGCUACGUGCUUAGUCAGCUCUACCAGAUCGAGUCGAAGAUCAUCUUCGUCAGCUCGGGCGCCGAACUGGCGAAUAAGGGACGCGAGUUGAUGGCCCACUUUGCGCGGCACGGCACGCCGAUCAUGAUUGGCGGCGGAGUGCUGGCGCACACCAUCAUUGGCGUGCACUUUGAUGAGACCACGGGGGACAUCAAGUUUCUCAUUCUUGAUCCGCACUUCACCGGCGACGAUGACCUGUCGGUCAUUCAGAAGAAGGGCUGGUGUGGCUGGAAACCUCUCUCCUUUUGGGACAAGAACGCCUUCUACAACCUCUGUUUACCGCAAAAGCCAAUUACAUUUUAA
Messenger RNA from Rhagoletis zephyria (snowberry fruit fly), 1785 nucleotides. NCBI's taxonomy places the organism in Eukaryota, Metazoa, Arthropoda, Insecta, Diptera, Tephritidae. The record is from RefSeq and is a predicted model, not a curated record.